Myodes glareolus (Bank vole) is the source of this 4784-nucleotide messenger RNA. NCBI's taxonomy places the organism in Eukaryota, Metazoa, Chordata, Mammalia, Rodentia, Cricetidae. The record is from RefSeq and is a predicted model, not a curated record.
CCGCCCCGCCUCCGGGGCACCAGCUUCGGCUCCAUUGUUCCCGCCCGGGCUGGAGGCGCCGGGUUCCGAGUGCCGCCAGGAGUCGUGCCUUGGCCGCCGAGCUCUCGCGACCCGGCCAGGACCUGAACGGAGCCCGGAGACGACCGACCCGAGCGCAAGACACAGACACCCGCCGCGCCACGGCGAGCUCUCCAGAGGCGGGACUGCAGCGCCAAGUGAGAGGCAGCUCGAGGAGGCAGAUCGAGCUCAAGUAUCCAUGGAGGCCUGGAGGCUUGUCACCAACCUCUAAGCGCAGAACUGGGAUGUGGAGCUGGAGGUGCCUCCUCUUCUGGGCUGUGCUGGUCACAGCCACACUCUGCACGGCCAGGCCAGCCCCGACCUUGCCCGAACAAGGGUUGCUGUGGGGGCUUGAUGAGGCAGCACACGAUGACAACGCUCAGCCCUGGGGAGCCCCAGUGGAGGUGGAGUCUCUCCUGGUCCACCCUGGCGACCUGCUACAGCUUCGCUGCCGGCUGCGGGACGAUGUGCAGAGCAUCAACUGGCUGCGGGACGGGGUGCAGCUGGCGGAGAGCAACCGCACCCGCAUCACGGGGGAGGAGGUGGAGGUGCGGGAUUCCAUCCCCGCCGACUCUGGCCUCUACGCUUGCGUGACCAGCAGCCCCUCUGGCAGCGACACCACCUACUUCUCCGUCAAUGUCUCAGAUGCGCUUCCCUCCUCGGAGGAUGAUGACGACGACGAUGAUUCCUCCUCGGAGGAGAAAGAAACAGACAACACCAAACCAAACCGUAGGCCUGUAGCUCCAUACUGGACAUCCCCAGAAAAGAUGGAAAAGAAGCUGCAUGCGGUGCCAGCUGCCAAGACGGUGAAGUUCAAAUGCCCAUCCAGCGGAACGCCCAAUCCCACCUUGCGUUGGUUGAAAAACGGCAAAGAGUUCAAGCCUGACCACCGGAUCGGAGGCUAUAAGGUUCGUUAUGCCACCUGGAGCAUCAUAAUGGACUCUGUGGUGCCCUCUGACAAGGGCAACUACACCUGCAUCGUGGAGAACGAGUAUGGCAGCAUCAACCACACCUACCAGCUUGAUGUUGUUGAGCGAUCCCCACACCGGCCCAUCCUUCAGGCAGGGUUACCUGCCAACAAGACAGUGGCCCUGGGCAGCAACGUGGAGUUCAUGUGUAAGGUGUACAGCGACCCACAGCCUCACAUCCAGUGGCUGAAGCACAUCGAGGUGAACGGGAGUAAGAUUGGCCCGGACAACCUGCCGUACGUCCAGAUCCUGAAGACUGCUGGAGUUAAUACCACCGACAAGGAAAUGGAGGUGCUUCAUUUACGAAAUGUCUCCUUUGAGGAUGCGGGGGAGUAUACGUGCUUGGCGGGUAACUCUAUCGGACUCUCCCAUCACUCUGCAUGGUUGACCGUUCUGGAAGCCCUGGAAGAGAGGCCAGCCGUGAUGACGUCACCACUCUACCUGGAGAUCAUCAUCUAUUGCACCGGGGCCUUCCUCAUCUCCUGUAUGGUGGGCUCCGUCAUCAUCUACAAGAUGAAGAGCGGCACCAAGAAGAGUGACUUCCACAGCCAGAUGGCUGUGCAUAAGCUGGCCAAGAGCAUCCCUCUGCGCAGACAGGUAACAGUGUCAGCAGACUCCAGUGCCUCCAUGAACUCUGGGGUUCUCCUGGUUCGGCCUUCACGACUCUCCUCCAGUGGGACCCCUAUGUUAGCUGGAGUCUCUGAGUAUGAGCUUCCUGAAGACCCCCGCUGGGAACUGCCGAGAGAUAGACUGGUCUUAGGCAAACCUCUUGGAGAGGGCUGCUUUGGGCAAGUGGUAUUGGCAGAGGCCAUCGGGCUGGAUAAGGACAAACCCAACCGCGUGACCAAAGUGGCUGUGAAGAUGUUGAAGUCCGACGCAACAGAGAAGGACCUGUCAGACCUGAUCUCGGAGAUGGAGAUGAUGAAAAUGAUCGGGAAACACAAGAAUAUCAUCAAUCUGCUGGGGGCAUGCACACAGGACGGGCCUCUUUAUGUCAUCGUGGAAUACGCCUCCAAAGGCAACCUUCGGGAGUAUCUGCAGGCCCGGCGGCCUCCUGGGCUGGAAUAUUGCUACAACCCCAGUCAUAACCCCGAGGAACAGCUGUCCUCCAAAGAUCUGGUAUCCUGUGCCUAUCAGGUGGCCCGGGGCAUGGAGUAUCUUGCCUCUAAGAAGUGCAUCCACCGAGACCUGGCUGCUAGGAACGUCCUGGUGACAGAGGACAAUGUAAUGAAGAUCGCAGACUUUGGCCUAGCCCGAGACAUUCACCACAUCGACUACUAUAAAAAAACCACCAAUGGCCGGCUGCCUGUGAAGUGGAUGGCACCUGAGGCAUUGUUUGACCGGAUCUACACCCACCAGAGUGACGUGUGGUCUUUUGGGGUACUCUUGUGGGAAAUCUUCACUCUGGGCGGCUCCCCAUACCCUGGUGUGCCUGUGGAAGAACUUUUCAAGCUGCUGAAGGAGGGUCAUCGAAUGGACAAGCCCACUAACUGUACUAAUGAACUGUACAUGAUGAUGCGGGAUUGCUGGCACGCAGUGCCCUCUCAGAGACCCACUUUCAAACAGCUGGUGGAAGACCUGGACCGCAUUGUGGCCUUGACCUCCAACCAGGAGUAUCUGGACCUGUCCAUGCCGCUGGACCAGUACUCUCCCAGCUUUCCCGACACGCGGAGUUCUACCUGCUCUUCGGGGGAGGACUCUGUCUUCUCUCAUGAGCCGUUACCUGAAGAACCUUGUCUGCCCCGACACCCGACCCAGCUUGCCAAUGGUGGACUCAAACGGCGCUGACUGCCAACCCUCCCCGGCCUUUCACCAGUUCCGUCAUCACCUGUGUCCCUCAUCUGUAAUCCCCUGCUGGAUACGCUGCCUUUCCCUUCUCCCUUGCUGCUGGCAAGAGCCAGUGUGUAACUGAGGCCUUCCCGUGUGGCCUAUCCUAUCAUCACCCCCCAAGAGCUCUCUCUUCCUCUUCUCAACCUGCUGUGUGGGAGAGGAGCCAAGAGGCAGGUACUGGCCGGUAGCCACUUCCUCCUUCCUAGGUGUUGGACCAAGACCCACCCUGCUGCUUGGCGUUCCUUGGAGGCCUGGGGAGCAGAAGCAAGUGGAACAGGCCUGCAAGCAAGAGCUCACUGAGUCUUCUGGUUGACCCACUAGCCUCCUGUGUUCUGGUGGCAGCAGCCUUGGGGCUUCUGAAGCAGUGGGGUUUGUUUCUGUUCAGGCCUUCACUGAAAGCAACCUCUGCCCCAGAUGGGUGGUACCAGGGGCUUCUUAAUUCCAAUACUAAUUUGCUUUGCUGACCAAAUACCUGGUACCAGAAGACGGUGAGGCAGAGAUUGGGAGCAGUGAUGUGACCCUGGGGCUGAGCCCUAGACUCGGGGCUCUUUGUACAUAGCUAUGAAGAAAACACAAAGUGUAUAAAUCUGAGUAUAUAUUUACAUGUCUUUUUAAAAGGGUCGUUACUAGAGAUUUACCCAUUGGGUGAGAUGCUCCUGGUGGCUGGGAGGCAUCCGUUGCUAUAUAUUAAAAACAAAAAACAAAACGAAAAAAAAAACAACAAAAAAAAAGAAAAUGUUUUUUAAAAGGUCAUAUAUUUUUUGCUACUUUUGCUGUUUUAUUUUUUUAAAUUAUGUUUUAAACCUAUUUUCAGUUUAGGUCCCUCAAUAAAAAUUGCUGCUGCUUCAUUUUUAUCCUGGGCGUGUGAAAAGGGAGCAGAUGCCCCCUGAAAAGGAGGGAGACAGGGACUAAGGGGCCAUGAGCUGUUGGCACUGUGUGCUUUCUAUAUUUCCCUGUGACCUCCCAGCCAACCCUUCUAUCUCUGAUGCUUUGGGAAAGGCGGGGGUAAGAAGACCAAAAUACUGAGGGCAGAGAACCGAGACUACAAGCUUGUUUCCUCCGACCGUGGAUUGUUUUCUACGAGGGGGAUGAGACCAGCCAACGGGCAGAGCGAACGAACUAACCGUCCAGAAACUCACCCCAAACCCUGUGUGGGUAGAAAAAAUGUCACCCAAAGCUAAUCUUGUCCUUCCCAGUCUACUCUCUGUUUUUCUCUCCUGGGUCCCUGUUACCAGAUUGUGUUUGUUGGGACUGUCCCUGAUCUUUGCUUCCUUAAAGUUUUUUUUUUUUCCUCUACAAACUCCACCCAUCCCUCGGGGAAGGGAAACACAAUCUCUUUGGUUUGGGUCAGCUUGGUGACUUACUCCUGCCACCUGCUGGUGGCUUUUGUUCUCCUCAAGUGGUUCCUUGGCACCUUAUUCAAACCGGCGGGACGCUAUCCUUAGUGAUCAUUGGUGGGUCACUGCCGAAUACAAACCCGUUCAGUAUGCUUUCAUCCUGUAGUAGGGCUGCUGCUUUAAAUACAUUCUGAGCUGGGCAGUUUGGUAGCUGUGGUUUUGGUCAUCAUCAUAGAGUUCUUAUCAUUGUUUCUCUCUGUAAACAUGUAACUGUCAGAAUAUUACAAGUGGGUUUUUUUUGAGGGGGGGGCGGUAAUGCAGAAAGAAGGCGUAAUUCGGCGAAGAGGGCCAGGGGGUAAAUUUCAGCUCAGACUCAUUUUCCUUGUUAAAAUUGUGAGCAUAAUUUCUGCCUCAGCUCUAUUUGACUCAAUGUUCUGUGAUUGGAUGGGAGAUUCUACAAAGGGCUUUUGGAUGACUCAAAGAAAGGUGCUAGGAGCUAUCAGCACUGAGGUCCUUGCUGUUACUAUUCAAAUUGCCCACAAAUAUUCCCCCGAGGCAGGGAUGGCUAUCAAAUAAAAGAUAGUGAAAUUGA